AUGAUCGUCGAUCCGCCAAUGCCCGAUCGUCCCGAGGAUCUCGACAUGUACUACAGAAGAACACCAAUCUUCCACAAAUUCGAUCUGCGCUUUCUGAACACCAGAAUACAAAACACAACCGCCGAACCGUCGUUUACAGAUCGUUUCCGGCUUUCCGUUCAAAGUUUUAUGCCUUCAAAACCGGAUUCUCUAAUGAAUCGCCUUCGCGACUCCACCCAGCAUUUCUUCAGUCAGCAAUUGAUACGAGCCACCGUAUUCCAGCACACAUUCAGCCGGAUAUUCACGCAACAAAUGCUGAAUUUCACG
This is a messenger RNA of Mesorhabditis belari, 306 nucleotides long. The record is from the annotation of a GenBank genome assembly. NCBI's taxonomy places the organism in Eukaryota, Metazoa, Nematoda, Chromadorea, Rhabditida, Rhabditidae.